Molecule: messenger RNA, 1119 nt
Organism: Coprinopsis cinerea okayama7#130
Lineage: Eukaryota; Fungi; Basidiomycota; Agaricomycetes; Agaricales; Psathyrellaceae
Exons: 8
Coding region: 1-1119 (372 amino acids)
Source: RefSeq, a predicted model, not a curated record
AUGUUCAAGCGCUUGCUGAGCGCGUCGCUGCUCCUCGGCGCAACCACGGCUCAUCUCGCUGCAUUCCAUAAAGGAAUGUAUUGUCUCAACGGCGUGAGCGGGCAAACCGACUACAACUCCUACGACAUCGUUUCUCCGCUCUACCAACUCCCAUUCAGAGAUUGGUGGUUCCAUCACGUUAAUAGAUGCGACGAAUUCCCACCAGCACCAGGAGACUUUCUCGAUCUCCCGGCAGGAGGAUCCUUCAUGGUCGAAAUCGCGUCCAACCGCGCCAAAACCACGCUCUCGUAUGGUGGACGCGAUGCCUCCGACUGGCCCGAUGGUAACCAUUAUCCAGAGGACUACUCCGACAUCAAACAAGUCACACCCGAAAACCUCGUCGUGUUUACCGUUCGCCACAAAUGCGGCCAACCAAACAUCUACCACACCCCCUUCCGCUGCCGCGUAACCAACGUCAACACCCAAAUCAGCACCCCGCUCGCCCCUCCCAAGCCCCCCGUCUGGUGCGAAGACAACCCCGCCACGUGCACCCGCGGCGCCAAGCAGAUGAUCUACUGGAACCAGCUGGAGGGGAAUAAUAUCUUCGUGGAGGGGUUGGAUAGGCGGGGUGACCCGAAGAGUCCGGGGUAUAAUGAGAAGUGCGGGUUUGCUGAUGGCGCGCAGAACGACAUCUUCGCCAGCGCUCCUUCGAACGGUGGAAAUGGGAACAACGGUGGUGGGAGUGGGAAUGUAGCUCCCCCUUCUCAACCACCCGGUGGGUCGAGAGCCGAUCCCAACGCCAACCCAGGCAACACGAAUGGGAACACGAACGGGAACACCAACCCCACCGUCAACCCCGGAGGAAGCGGAAACGGAAACUCGAACGCCAAUUCUGGCGGAAGCUCCAAUCCCAACGCCAACUCUAGCGGGAACUCCAACACCAACUCCAACUCGCCCACACCCGGAUCCUCGUCAUCCUCCUCCUCGACUACACCCACAGAAGCGGAAGAGUUCGUGCAGAACGACCCACCCGCGUGCAGGGCCGAUCAAGCUAGGCGACGCCGACGGGGUGUCGAGCAACGCGCGCUCAAGUCGGGAAGACAUGGGAGGCAUGCGCGGUCGAGGGUUUCGCAUUGGUGA